Messenger RNA from Malurus melanocephalus (red-backed fairy wren), 1528 nucleotides. RefSeq names its product cilia and flagella associated protein 410 (gene CFAP410). The transcript has 7 exons. The record is from RefSeq and is a predicted model, not a curated record. Gene Ontology annotation, biological process: cytoskeleton organization. Bases 1 to 711 code for a protein of 236 amino acids. Lineage: Eukaryota; Metazoa; Chordata; Aves; Passeriformes; Maluridae. Gene Ontology annotation, molecular function: protein binding.
AUGAAUAACCACCUCAGCCCGCGCCCGGGCAGCCACCUGACAGAUAUAUCGAUAUGCCGGGAUUUGCCCAACAUCGAGGUGAUCACAUUCAGUGUGAACGGCAUCUCGGACCUGGAGCCGCUGCACCAGUGCCAGAACCUGAGCGAGCUGUACCUGAGGAAGAACAACAUCACGAGCCUGGAUGAGCUGUUCUACCUGAAGACGCUGCCGCGGCUGCGGGUGCUGUGGCUGGCAGAGAACCCCUGCUGUGGGCCCGACCCCCACCGCUACCGCAUGACGGUGCUGCGCAAUCUGCCCAGCCUGCAGAAGCUCGACAACCAGGCUGUGACGGAGGAAGAGCUGUCGCAGGCCCUGGUGGAUGGCGUGGAGAUCACRGCCCCGCCGGCGCGGAGGAACGUGGAGAACGGCUGGUCCGAGAGCACCGCGUCCAGCGCUGCCGGAUCCACCACGGAGCCCGAGAGCGAGCUGCUCAGCUGCAGCCUGGACGAGACCAACAAAACUCAGGAGGAGCUUGAUAUGAAGCUUGUUCCCAGGGAWAAAUACUCCUUCUCCCCUCAAGAGACAGACUGCAGCCACAAGAAGAGAAACAACGUCCUGAAUGCCAUCCUGCUCCUCAUGAAGGAACUGGACGUGGAGGGGCUGGAGAUCAUCCAGCAGACGGUGACGAGGAGGCUGCAGGCCUUCCAGAAGAAGGAGCUGCAGGAGGAGUGACAGCGCCCAUCCCUGUUCCAGCCUUCCUGGAGCCCCAGCCCCAUGGCGCUGUCCUGCCCCUACAGCUCUGGCUGCAGCCAAAGCCCUGCUCUGCUUCCCGUACCAGGGGCUGGGCUGGGAUGCUUCUUCUCUGGGGAUUUGCUGUGUGUGCAGCAGGCUCUGUCACUGUUUGGAUCCUGCUGGGGCUCCUGGAUGGGAGCUGCAGGCAGAGCAACAAAGCACAAGGGAGCAGGGCUGCAGCCAGAGGUGCUGUGUGAUCCAAGGGGGAGCAGAGCUACUGAGGGCUGGGAAGGUCUCCAAUCCUCAGCCAGCCUGGRGGUGCACAGCACUUCUGAGGGCAGUUUGUACCACAGAGAUUUGGUUUGGUGACAGGGAGACAUUGCCUGAGAUGGUCACCARCAACUGUCUGGUGCAGGUUGUGAAGGUCAAUGUCCAGUUWYUAAUUUAUUUUCCAGCUCCUGGCUGACUUCCUCAGGUCCAUGCUGGCGCACACAGCGCCUGCUGUGAUGGUCAGGCAGCCCAAAGGAAAGCUCAGAGCAGCYCAGAGGAAAGCUGGGAGCAGCYURGGUGAACCAGAAAUGACUCCCACAUCCUGAAUGCUCAGCUGUCCUCUCACCCCAACAUUCCUUGCAGGCAUUGAAGCAGCUUAAGGAAACAUCCCAGUUAAAAGGCCCUGAGAGUUUCUGCCUGCUUUGCACAGCCAUCAGGGGUGGGUGUUGCUCUUUAAUUGAUAAAACUGCAUUUACCAAGUUUUAUAGAGCUGUUAAAUACAAACUCAACUGUUGUGACAUACCAAAUAAACCCAAUUAUCCCUCAA